This is a messenger RNA of Artibeus jamaicensis (Jamaican fruit-eating bat), 1056 nucleotides long. RefSeq names its product olfactory receptor 51V1-like. The record is from RefSeq and is a predicted model, not a curated record. The transcript has a single exon. Lineage: Eukaryota; Metazoa; Chordata; Mammalia; Chiroptera; Phyllostomidae. Bases 1 to 1056 code for a protein of 351 amino acids. Gene Ontology annotation, molecular function: olfactory receptor activity; G protein-coupled receptor activity. Gene Ontology annotation, cellular component: membrane. Gene Ontology annotation, biological process: G protein-coupled receptor signaling pathway.
AUGCUGCAUGGUAUCUCCCUUUUACUCACCUUGCUCCUGUAUGAAAAAAUAGGUUGUUUGAAUGUGACCUACCAAAUGGAUAUAAUUUCAGACUCACAGAAAAAGCAUCUCAAGUUAUCCAUGCCUCCUCUUUCUGCUCAUGACACCAAUUCCUCCAUGUUUCUUCUAACAGGCUUUCCAGGUCUGGAAAGGGAAUAUCCCUGGCUAUCCAUCCCCUUCUUCUCCAUCUAUGCUAUGGUUCUCUCAGGGAACUGCCUGGUGCUGCACGUGAUCCGGACUGAGCCAAGCCUGCACCAGCCCAUGUUCUACUUCCUGGCCAUGCUGGCCCUCACUGACCUGUGCAUGGGACUGUCCACAGUGCACACAGUACUGGGGAUCCUGUGGGGGCUCAGCCAGGAAGUCAGCCUGGAUGCCUGCAUCGCACAGAUUUACUUCAUUCAUGGAUUAUCAUUCACAGAGUCUGGAGUCCUUCUCGCCAUGGCCUUUGAUCGUUUUACGGCAAUCUAUAAUCCUCUGAGGUACACAUCCAUAUUAACCAAUGCCAGGGUCAUCAAAAUUAUACUGGGUAUUUUAGUUAGGAGUUUCAUAUUCAUCAUUGCUCCUGCGACUCGCCUAAAGUUUUUUCACUACUGCCAUCUGCAUGUCCUCUCCCACUCUUUCUGUCUUCACCAAGACCUGCUGAGACUAGCAUGUUCUGACACCCGCUUCAACAGUUUGUAUGCCUUGGCUCUGGUGAUUUGUACACUUUUGCUUGAUUCCAUAUUAAUUCUUGUGUCCUACAUUCUGAUCCUGCACUCUGUCUUGGCUAUUGCAUCUGGAGAGGAGAUGCUCAAGCCCUUGCAGACCUGUAUCUCCCACAUCUCGGCUGUCCUGGUUUUCUAUAUUCCAGUUAUCGGUUUGACUAUGGUGCACCGCUUCGGGAAGCAUCUCUCUCCUGUGAUUCACGUUCUCAUGGGAAACAUCUACAUUAUCUUCCCACCCCUGCUGAACCCCAUCAUCUACAGUGUGAAGACCCCACAGAUUCGUGGCAGGAUUAAGAAGUGGUUCUCCAUGUAG